AUGUCACCACCCCCACGAAUGGAUACAGGACCCCCGAGUGGCCCUGGUGAUGUCCCCAAAGCCGAGCUGAGCAUCCUGGCCUGUGCUGAAGCCUACAGCAACACGGAGGAGCAGCUGGGCUGCGUGACCGGGUGCCGCGAGCAGCUGCCAUGCCUCCACCCGUCCCUGCAUCUGGGUGGACGUGCUAGCCUGGUGCUGAAGGAGCCAUCGUUCUCCAUGUUCGAUUUGGUCUCCACCUUCUGCAAUGACAUUGUCAGCUCUGCUCAGAGUUUCAUCUCCUCCACCUGGACCUUCUACCUGCAGGCAGACGAUGGCAAAGUCGUGGUGUUCCAGUCCCAGCCUGAGGUGGAGUAUCUGGUACCUGAGGUGCAGGAGCCCCAGCCGGAGCAGCCAGGACUGGGGUCCAGCCUCCAUGUCCCCCAGCCCCACACAGGCCCCCGGGUGAAGGGGGAGAGGCCCCCCACGAAGGAACCCCGGGACAAAGCCAAGGCGCAGCCCCCGGAGCCCCCCCAGCCGGAGCACGACUUCCUCGGCUGCAUGUCCAAGCGCUCGGGCCUUCCUCGCUGGAUCCUGGCCGCCUGCCUCUUCCUCUCCAUCAUGGUGAUGCUGUGGUUGAGCUGUGCCAGCUUGGUGACUGCCCCCGAGCAGCACGUCAAGACCCAGCCUUUGAGCAUCAAUGGGGACAAGGAGUACCUGGAGGACCUGGAUGGCCCCGGCACCUUCCCCCUGCCGCCUGUCAUCGCUGUCACCCUGUGCCCCGCGGGCAGUGAGGACGCAGGGCCACUGCCCCUCAAGGUCGACCUGGACAAGACCAUCCUGUAG
Chaetura pelagica (chimney swift) is the source of this 822-nucleotide messenger RNA. RefSeq names its product transmembrane protein 59-like (gene TMEM59L). The record is from RefSeq and is a predicted model, not a curated record. The transcript has 7 exons. NCBI's taxonomy places the organism in Eukaryota, Metazoa, Chordata, Aves, Apodiformes, Apodidae. Bases 1 to 822 code for a protein of 273 amino acids.